UAGCAAGACACGGGCUCUUAACAUUUAAUAAGGUUUGGGGGUUAUCUGCGUCAAGGCUAAACCAGAAGGAGACGAAAAGCACACACCCCCUUGACCUCCAAAUGCCUCGAAACGCUCUUCGGCUGAUCUCCCAUGUCUGCCGUGUUCUUGGCAUCGGCCACUUUGGCAUUCGGAAAGAAACACGCUCUGAACUCUCUUUGUAUGGACCGAGGCGAAAUGGCGGCAGCUGAAACGCCGAAAUGACCUGAUGGUUCCGACCUCCAGCGUAGACUGGGUGUGAAAAGUUGCGCAUCUGAUAAUGAAUACUCUUGCGGUUGUAUAUUCUCUCUUCCUGCGAGCCUUCCUCUGAGUGCACUCCUGUCUGGCUUGACCACCCCGUCACCACUCCCUUGACGGGACACCUCAUCCACCCCCGCAGGACUCAGUAAACAUGUAUCCCCCGGAGCCAUACAAGGCGAGAAAGAAGCGCCACGCGGGGCCGUCCCUGCCGCGCUCCCCCUUCUCCCCCUUCUCCGCCUUCGGCCGGGGCCGCCGGGCCCGCCUCGGCCGCAAAGACGUCGCCCUGACCCUGCUGGGCGUGCUCCUCGUGUACCUGGUCUACACGGCGUGGGGGCCGGGCUCGGCGCGGCGGGAGCCCGAGUCGGUCCGCCUGCAGCGGCUCAUGAACGACGAGGCCUCGGCCCGCCGCGUCUGGGACGUCACGAGCAGCUUCGACUGGGGCGCCAUCGACUUCAGGUACCCGCCGCCGAGCGACCCGGCCCCGCUGCCCACGGGGGCGGGGGCGGGGGCGGGGGCCAGGAAGAAGAAGAAGAAGCCCGGCGGCCUCCUCCCGCGCGUGCAGCACCGGUUCCCGCCCGAGACGGCGGCCGCCCGGGCGGUGCGCGAGGCCAGGCGGGACGAGGUCCGCGCCGUGUUCCAGAAGAGCUGGCGGAGCUACCGGCGCUUCGCUUGGAUGCAGGACGCGCUGCUGCCCGUCUCGGGCGGGGGCCGUGACCAGUUCUCCGGGUGGUCGGCGACGCUGGUCGAUGCGCUUGACACACUGUGGAUCAUGGGCAUGAGGGAGGAGUUUGACGAGGCGGUUGACGCCGUGGCACGCAUCGACUUCGGGCAGGCCACCAACCCGCGGGUCAACAUGUUCGAGACAAACAUCCGCUACCUGGGGGGCCUGAUGGCAGCAUACGACCUCAGCGGGCGCAGCGUGCUGCUGGCCAAGGCGGUGGAGCUGGGCGACAUGCUCUUCGCGGGCUUCAACACGCGGUCCCGGAUGCCCGUCGACUUCUUCGACAUGGGCCAGAGCCAGUCCGGCAAGGGCCUCGAGGUCGAGGGCGGCGUCGUGGCGGCGUCGCCGGGGACCCUGCUGCUCGAGUUCACGCGCCUGACGCAGCUGACGGGCGACCCCAAGUACUACGGGGCCAUCGCCCCCAUCGCAGACCUGUUCCACGCCGGCCAGAACCAGACCAACAUCCCGGGCAUCUGGCCGCAGUGGGUCUCGAUGAGCACGCCCGACGUCGUCUCGGGCUACUUCUUCUCCCUGGGCAGCGGCGCCGACUCGCUGUUCGAGUACACGGUCAAGAUGCACGUGCUGCUGGGCGGCCACGAGCCCAAGUACGCCGCCAUGUCGGCCGGGUGGAUGGACGCCGGCAACGAGCACCUGCUCUUCCGGCCCAUGCUGCCCGGCGCCGACGACGUCCUCCUCGCCGCCAACGCCAAGGCGCACCAGCGCGGCGGGCCCGUCGAGCGCGAGUCGGAGAGCGAGCACCUCGCCUGCUUCCUGGGCGGGGCGUACGCGCUGGGCGGGCGCGUCCUGGAGGGCCGCGAGGACCUGGUCGGCGUGGGCGCCCGGCUCGCGCACGGCUGCGCGUGGGCGUACCGCGUCAUGCCCACGGGCAUGAUGCCGGAGCGCUUCGGCACGGUGCCGUGCGAGUCGCGCGACAGGUGCCCCUGGUCGCAGGCGCGGUGGGACGAGGAGUCGGCCGGGCGGCCCGACAGCGAGGACCACCUGCCCCUGGGCGUCGUGUCGGCCAAGGACAAGCGGUACAUCCUGAGGCCCGAGGCCAUCGAGAGCCUCUUUGUCCUCUGGCGCGUGACCGGCCGCCCCGAGUUCCAGGAGGCCGCCUGGGACAUGUUCCGGGCCGUCGCGAACGGCACCGAGACCGAGUAUGCCAACGCCGCGGUCAUGGACGUCACCCGCGCCAACUACCCCCUCGAGAAGGAGGACUACAUGGAGAGCUUCUGGCUCGCCGAGACGCUCAAGUACUUUUACCUGGCCCUGUCACCUCCGGACCUGAUCAGCCUCGACGACUUUGUGCUCAACACGGAGGCGCACCCCUUUAGGAGGCCGGCGUGAGCGCUGCUGUGUGCCAGAAAGAUUCUUGGCUGCAUUGACAGGUGUCCGGCGUCACAAGGUUGGGUUGGGAUAUUCUGAUGCAUCAUGUCUUCGUUGUAUAAGUUUGUUGUCAGGUCUCGCGUCUCGUAUCGACAUGAUAUGAUAUCCGCAUGCUGCCAGACAGGUCCACAUCUGUAGAAGUUCUAUCGAGUCAGUGAUCUGCUUUGAUAAAGCCUG
Diaporthe batatas is the source of this 2563-nucleotide messenger RNA. RefSeq lists its product as uncharacterized. Gene Ontology annotation, molecular function: mannosyl-oligosaccharide 1,2-alpha-mannosidase activity; calcium ion binding. The record is from RefSeq and is a predicted model, not a curated record. Gene Ontology annotation, cellular component: endoplasmic reticulum; Golgi membrane. Gene Ontology annotation, biological process: carbohydrate metabolic process; N-glycan processing. Bases 431 to 2347 code for a protein of 638 amino acids. NCBI's taxonomy places the organism in Eukaryota, Fungi, Ascomycota, Sordariomycetes, Diaporthales, Diaporthaceae. The transcript has 3 exons.